Paramecium octaurelia is the source of this 2004-nucleotide messenger RNA. The record is from the annotation of a GenBank genome assembly. NCBI's taxonomy places the organism in Eukaryota, Ciliophora, Oligohymenophorea, Peniculida, Parameciidae.
AUGAAUUUAAAUAAUGAUGCAUUAAAGUCUUAGGAUCCUACUAAAUCUCUCGAUGAGGUCAAAGAAUCAUAUUUAAAUAAUAGUAAGGUUCUGGAUCUCCAUUACAUCGAUUAUUGUAAUGAUUCAAAUAACUUUGCUUCGUUCUAUGCAUUAAAUCGACUUAGUAAUCGUAUUGAAAGUAAAGCUUAACUAAAUUAUAAGAUAGGGCCACGUAUAUGCAAAACUCUAAAUCUGUGAGGCUGAUGAAAAUGUACAAAAACCACAAAAUUAUAAGAACUGUUUUUUUUUACCUAUAUUUAAUAAUUACAGUCUUUUAGCGCCCAACUUGGUGCAAUUUUGUAGACUAUUAAGUAAAAACUAUGAUAUUUUAGUAAUACUGCAGCAUUUAUAAAGGUUAAAGGAUUCCAAAAAUAGUAGAUUUUUAUCUUCCCAUAAACCUAUAUUAUUGCAUUGAAAUAAUGAUCGUUCUAUAUCUUUGUUUGAGCAAAGUAUUGCAAGAGAUUAUACUUAGGUGUUCAAAACCACAAUAAUAGAUUCACGACAUCGUAAAAGAAUCGCAAUGGUUUAAUUCAUAAUUAUGUUGUUAAUCAUUAUCAAUGACAUCACAGUAAUGAUACUAGAAAAUAACUUUCCCUUCAAUAUCAGUUUAUUAAUGAAAUCAAUAUUUAUAAUACUUUAAAAGUAUCUAAUAAUCACUAUAGAGAUAGAUAAACAUUACGUUCCACAAUAUUUCAUUAUGGUUAAAUAAUUAACAAAGGAAAGGAGAUCUAUUAUUUGAUGAUAUUUUCUUUAAUAUUUUUUGCUGGAUUAGGAUCAGCCAUAUUUAAGAACAAGAAUAACCCUUAAUUUGAAAGCAGUAUAUGUUAAAUAGAUUAGCCUCCCUUCUCAUAACCAGAAAAAUGCAUUGUAAUAAUUCUAUUUGUACUUCAAGCCACAGUUAAUUCGCCUGAUAUCUAUGUACCAUAUUAUGGUGAGUCUAGGGCUAAUGUAGCAUAUUUUAUCAUAUUUUAAUUCAUAAACACAACAUUGAUCAUAAAUUUAGUGUUAGCCUUCUUUUAUUCUUCUUACAAAGAUCUCAUGCAAAAAGAAACAAAUUAAAUUUUAUCCAAGUACAAUCACAGAUUUAGUCUUUAAACAUAAAAAUUUUUUCGAAUGAGAACAGAGUCUGAUAUCACAAGAUUAGCAGACAUUUCAUAAUUUGACAGUGUAAUAUCCAGAUCGAUAUACAAAAUUUUAGAUAAUAAAUUUUAUGAAAUUUUUAUUGAAAUCAUUUCAUUAGUCUCAUUUGUGAUGAUAUUUUUCAAAAUUACCAACCUUAAAUUAUAUGUACUGUUAAUUUGUAAUUCAAUAAUGUUGGCAGAAUGCCUCUUACUAUUAUGUUAUGUAGGUAAAAGAAGGAUUUGGAAGAAGAAAUCCUUAAUUGUUGAAUUUCUAUUUUCCAUUUCAAUUCUUCUAUUAGUUAUAUUAAACUUACUUGGAUAUAAUUCAUUCAGAGCUUUACUCAUUUUAUUAUGCUAUAGAUUAUUGAGAGGAUGUAAAUGGAUUUUAAAGAGUAAUAGUUUUACCACUUUAAUUAUUUCAAUAACAUCUAUCUUUUAGUAUAUAGUUUAAUUAUUUGGAACUUUAUUUAUCCUAUUUAUGCUAUAUACAGCCAUUGGACAAUUACUUUUUGGAGGAAAAGUCCUAUAUUCUGAUGAAGAUGAAGUUCAUUAUGAAUUAGCAAACUUUAACGAUUUUUUAUCUGGGAUGUGCACAUGUUGGUUUUUAUUGAUUAUUAAUAAUUGGAAUGUAAUAUCUUAUAAUUAUGCCAAAAUAUUUAAUACUGAUUUAGUUUACAUAUUUUUUAUUAGUUUUUAUAUAGUUGUUGUGUUAUUUACUCUUAAUGUUACUAUGGCAUUAUUGAUUGAAUACAUAGUUUCAAAGAUACACCCUAAGAAUUAGACAGACGCGUCAUAAUCAGAACCUUAGGAUGAGUUGGUUUGCAAUCAUAAAAUAUAGGAAUGA